AUGAGAUCUUGGGAGGAGCAAGCUAGGCAGUUCUUGUUGGAGGAGAAGGAAGAGGAUGAUGAGCUAUUUUUUGUACUUGUUCCUGCCAUAAUUCCGUACCUACAAGAAGAGAAAAUGCAUGUGCACACAUCUUCUCUUCCUGGUGCCAAAAAGGUGAAGGAAAUCCUUGAAGGGCACCCGAUUUGGUGUAAAGUUGAGUUCCGAAUGGAGCCUGAAAUAUUUAAAGCAACAAUGGAUUUUCUUAGAAGAGAGAAUUUGCUCUGUGAUACAUGAGGUAUUGUUGUUGAGGAGUAGCUUAGGAUGUUCACGUUUAUGCUCUCACACAAUGCUAGCAACCAAAGGCUACAGAAAGCUUUUCAACACAGCAGCGAGACAAUCGAUAGGAAAAUAACAAAAGUUUUCAGAAUAAUUCCUGCAUUAACUCAUCGAUUUGUGAGACUUCCAAGUUCAUUCCAAACUCAUAUCAAAAUCGCGAUAGAUUCUCAUUUUAUGCCCUUCUUUCAGGGUCAGCAUCAGAUGCAGGAGUCCUUAGAUCUGCUGUUAGCAAAGGAUUUAUUGUGCCAGAGGGGAAGUUCUAUCUUGUAG
Setaria italica (foxtail millet) is the source of this 585-nucleotide messenger RNA. RefSeq lists its product as uncharacterized. NCBI's taxonomy places the organism in Eukaryota, Viridiplantae, Streptophyta, Magnoliopsida, Poales, Poaceae. The transcript is spliced from 2 exons. The record is from RefSeq and is a predicted model, not a curated record.